GUUUUCUUGCAAAUAGCAGAAAGCUCUGCCAGCCCUGAAGUAGUAUGCUCGUGGUACUGUGCUCUAUAUUAACUAGUUUGAACUUCUGUAAUUGUUUGACCAGAAAAUCUGUAAGGGUCUGAUACGACCCUUCAGGCCUUUUGAUCUUAUUGCACACUGGACUUAAGAGAAUGAAACUUCCACUGUGGUAUCUCAGUCUCCCCAGCAAUACAAAUUACAGACCAGGUAUAGAUACAUCCUCCUAGUGUUUGUGAAUUAGCCAGAGCAUGCAAGUUAAGAGAUUUGAUUAGAGGAAGACAGACAGUACCUGAUCUGACAUAAAACUUGCUCACACAAAGCUAUGACAUCAAUGCAGGUUUUUUAACAAAACUAAACUGGCAGAGUAAAUUUAUCAGCUCUCCAUAUAGUGAGGCAAUAGCAUUUUUAGUAUAGCAUUAAGAACCUUGUAGCUAUGGGUACUGUGUUGAAUCGUGAAUACACAGGCAUGACUUUUUAUUGUCUUACUAGUUUUAUUGUUUUAGCAAUUCCAUUGAUUUCAGUUACUUAACAGAACACAUGAGCAGCUCUCAUGGCAAACCUAUAGAAAACUAGCAUAGCUCAUGUUUUCAGAGGGGCUAUUAUAAUUUCAACUAGCUGAAUAUCAGACCUAUACUUUUAAGUUAAACCUCAGUCAAAAUUUGGAAUACACAUUCUUUAUUUCACAUGGGCACCUUUGAGAACUGGAUCCUUGCGCAGAAUGACAGCUUCCUGCAGAAUCAUCAGGUCAGAUGUAAUCUUUGUCACCAAAGUAUGCAGCAAUACCAGUUGGAGCAUCAUUUGACCAAGGAAUGCCACAAACGAGCAACGAAAUGCAACAUCUGUGAGCUUGAAAUACCCUCCAACGAGCUGCAGGAACAUCUGAACACCUGUGCCAGCCGAACAGAGCUGUGUUGGGAGUGUAACAAAUACAUCAUGUACAAAGACCAGAAGAGUCACAAAGCUAUUUGUCGGAACAGUAAUCUGUCCUAUCAUGAGGAUGUGAACUUCCAAGCCAGUGAAGCAUCCACUAAUGCAACAUUCAUUUACCCCACUGGUACUGGUGGCAAUCUUUGUCAGAAGUGCAGUAAGUCCUUCCCAGAUGACCAGUACUCCCAACAUCUGGAUAAAUGCAGCGCAGCCCAUGAGCUGACAGAAGUUUUAGCUGGCCAGUCAACUUCAAAACUCAGCAGUGAUCCACCACAGUCUUCUUCCUCCCUGGUUCCCUCUUCCCACUCCAAGAAUGCAAGGGCAUGGAAAGAUGUCCGUCCCAAAGCGAAAGGAAGAGACCAGCCGUCGACCUCCAAAACCAUACUUAAACCCUCAAAGAACAAAAAGAUUGGCUUUUCCUCUCCCACAAAAGGUGGACUUUCCACAUUGCCUCAAGCUCUUAAAGACACCCAGUCUUUUGACAUGCUGGUGGCCUGUGACCAUUGCAACAUUCUUCUGCCGCUUCCAACACUUCAGAAACACGAGAUCAAAUGUCUGCGCUGGUCGUCUCUGAGAAGUGCUAGGAUGAAACAAAAAUCAAGCCAUGAAGAGAAAGAGGACUUUCUCCACAACACUCAAGAUUAAAUCUGGAAAUUAGAGGCACGUCUUCAGAUUGAAGCUUCAGCUCAGUUUUAGCAAAAGGCACUGAAGGUGUAGUAGCUUUAUUGACAAGUAAAAGUGACUUGCUACUCUGGAUCGAGAACA
Molecule: messenger RNA, 1710 nt
Organism: Phalacrocorax carbo (great cormorant)
Lineage: Eukaryota; Metazoa; Chordata; Aves; Suliformes; Phalacrocoracidae
Source: RefSeq, a predicted model, not a curated record